Molecule: messenger RNA, 10779 nt
Organism: Toxotes jaculatrix (banded archerfish)
Lineage: Eukaryota; Metazoa; Chordata; Actinopteri; Toxotidae
Gene: ube2j1
Product: ubiquitin-conjugating enzyme E2, J1
Exons: 9
Coding region: 488-1477 (329 amino acids)
Source: RefSeq, a predicted model, not a curated record
UGCAUAAUAUGUAAGAGCUCUUCAGGUGUUGGAGACUGUGAGUGGCUCCCCGUUGUACUUCUUCUAGCAGGAGGUCGGAAAGUCAGGGCUUCCCAUUUGCCUUGAACACAGCAGAUGCGUCCCAGUUCAUCCGUGAUCCAGCCAGUCACUCACUUCCUGUUUACGUUUCCACAAAUGACGUCACGCGGAUAACAUUUAACAAACAGUUUCAAAACGGGAAACAGCGGAUAACUUGAGGAACAACUCUUAUGUAGUCUUGUGACGGCUGGAUAUAUAUAGUCCUCUGUCUUUGUUACACACCGGAGCACCGGAGAGAGUGUACGACCUUCGGUUUCACCUGUCAAGCUCAUAUUUGAGGACCAAAGAAAGCUAGCCGGGCUGCUAAGUUAAGCUAACGUUAAGUAAGUAGCUGGUAGCUAGCGAGCGAGUUAGCAGCAUAAACUCAACAGCACUUCAUCAAUUAACUGAGUACUCAACGUCGGCCAGUAUGGAGAAUAAAUAUAACCUCAAGAGUCCAGCGGUGAAGAGGCUGAUGAAAGAGGCUGCUGAGCUGAGGGAUCCCACAGAGCACUACCACGCCCAGCCACUAGAAGAUAACCUCUUUGAAUGGCACUUCUCCGUACGCGGGCCCCCGGAUUCAGAUUUUGACGGUGGGGUUUACCACGGCAGGAUUGUACUUCCCCCGGAGUACCCCAUGAAGCCCCCCAGCAUCAUCCUCCUCACACCGAAUGGAAGAUUCGAAGUUGGGAAGAAGAUUUGUCUGAGCAUUUCUGGCCACCAUCCAGAGACCUGGCAGCCCUCUUGGAGCAUCCGAACUGCCCUAAUAGCUAUAAUCGGAUUCAUGCCAACAAAAGGAGAGGGAGCAAUAGGAUCUCUUGAUUAUACCCCAGAGGAGAGGAGGGCCCUUGCCAAAAAGUCCCAGGACUUCUGCUGUGAGACGUGUGGCUGCUCCAUGCGCUCUGCCCUCCUGGCUCUGACCCCCAACAGCCGCCCUAGCGCCGCGGACAACAAGGCCAAAGAACUGGCUCAGCAAAUCAACUUCAAGGCAGAGUCCAGUUUAUCCAGACAGGCGAGUGAGAGUGGAGGUGCAGAAAGCGAGCCUUCCACCCUCACCCAGGGAGGCACCUCAACGUCUGCUGGCCAGGAAGCUGCUGCUGACAGGCCCCAGGCUGGACAGCCAGAGUCACCUCCAGCCACAGGAGUAGAGGGAUCCCUGCCCCACACGGCCCCCAGCACCGAUCGCCCUCUCAGUCCCCGGCAGCGUCGCGCUCAGCAGCAGCAACAGAGCCAGCAGGGUCAGAGAGACAGCAGGGAUCCAGGCAUCAGGCCGGCCUUCGCCCCGGCCCCUCGUCAGCCUCAGGAUGAAAGCCACGCGGGCUCCGCAGUCCUCAUCGUGGUGCUCACUCUGGCUCUGGCUGCGCUCAUCUUCCGUAGGAUCUACCUGGCUCAGGAGUACAAGUUUGACUACGAGCUGUGACCGCGGACACUCGCCCCCCACCCUCCCCCUCCUCACCCCACCGCCCACCCCCCAACCCCGACUCAGCCCCCUUCUUGCCGCCGCUCCCAACCGAACUAUGACCAGCUGAAGUGGAAGCAGAGAGCCGAGGCAGCGGCUUUUCCGGCCUCCUGCUCGUCAGAGGCACAGGGUUCGGUCUCCACUGAGGAGGAACUUUCAUUCCUGCAGGGGAGGCACUCCACUCACCACAACACCUCCAGGGUGUCUUUUAAUCAAUGUGAAUUUUUCUCUCCAGAGCUUCAUGCAUUUUUAAGAAUGGGGAGCUUUGUUGUUCGAGAUCAGCUCAGCAGCCGCCACACGUCCCCUUUCCAUGUAAUCGUUACCCACCCUAUGGCUGCUGCCUAUUCCCAUUAUUUAACUAAAAAUUGUAAUAUAACAUGUCAACAACAUGGAAUUAUGGGGGAUUUAAGUAGUGUAUUGUUCAUGGAAGCAUCUGCACAGAGUGUAUAUGCUGUUAUGAGUUCUUCUUUAUGCGCUUUAACUUCUGCAGGUACCGGGCUCUGUUUUAACAGUGCAAAGGAAACAAGCGGUGCACAGAGACGGGGCACUGACUGUUUUGGUUCAUGUGGAUGUAGCUGGUACUGGUCCUUCAGUCUCAGUUCUGCUGUAUCUCACGUUGUAAGCGGUCACAUCAUAUUGUAGAUAUAUGAUAUAUGAUGUGAUGAGGCAGCGCUGUGCAUUUUAAGAAGAAGGCAUGAAACGCUACUUUAGCUAGGAGGCAGCAAUCGAUGAGGCCUGGUCAUCUGGUGUCUCCUACAAAAACAGGCAGAGUGCUGGGUUAUAACUGGCCAGUCUCAGCUUUCAGAUCAGAGCCUACAGAUUCAUCAGCGUGCAGUAAGUGUCCUGCAGGGAUUUAACUCACUGAAGGAGACGUUUUUCAUACAGUACAAAGCAGCUGUGGAGAAGGGAUAUAUCGGUCAAUCAACGCAGACCCAUUUGUGUGUUACUCCACGUUCCGUGAUGUGUGAUGUGUGGCACGCAGGGGUGCUGUCUGACACGGGCCAUCAGAAAAUACGACCCUGUUGUGCCUAGCAAUGUUGCAUCCAAAUAUUGUCACAUGCUUAAAAAGAGUCAACAGCACCACAGCAGAGGAGAGGUGACUCAUGUCUGACACUGGGCAGGAGAAAGUGUGACCCUCUGUACUGGAAAUAAAACUAAAAUACGCAGCAUUAAUCUCCAACCGAACUCUACGUGGCUAAGGUGCAUUGUGGGUAAUGUAGGCAGCAGGGUUUGAGGAGGAAGAAGAAAAUAUCUCUAGUUCUGCGGUGUCUAUUUUAAUCCUUUUUUUAAUGAUCUGUCUAUCUGUCUGUCGGACACUGUUACAGGAGUGCAGUGCUGAAUCAGUGGAGCGCUGCACAUGGUCACAGAAUAUGGGCUCACACCUGCUAUAAUCACAGUACACUCUCAUUUUAAAUGCAUCUAACUGGUUUAAUGUGGGCUGUUCAAUUUCACUUGUUCAUCUAAAAUCUUAAGCCUUGUUUUAUUUUUGCUGUAGUUUCAGUUUGCACUUGUUGACUGAAUCACCAAAUUGCUAUCAUUUGCUCUAAGCUACCAGCUACCUACUUUGUGCUCUAAUGAAACUCCCACCCACAUUGGCCACAAUACCAAAAGCAAAAUAAGAGAAUUUAAAGGUACGGAAAGUACCGACCUGCUUGUGCUGGUCAUUGUUCCACCACUACAAUAGAGCACACAGUGUAGUAAUUCCCAGCGGGUGCUGUGAGGAGAAUGAGGCGACUGUUCCAAUCAUUGGCUAAACGCAACAACACGUUUACUGAAUCAUAGCAUGAGGUAAGAAUUGCUUUGAACUAUUAUCACUAUGGCAACGUUUUUACCGGGGAGAUCAUUUUAGGGAUUAUUUGCAUCAGUAAACAGGACCGUGGUCUUCAGAAAAUCACAGAAAACCAGCAGGUUCAGAUCAGGUCUGCUUUUCACACCUUCAUCCGUCUGUAUCCAUUUUAUCUGAACCAGGAAGUCUUUUUGUUUUUGUUUUUUUUUCCAUGGACACUGUAAUUCCAUUCGUUUGUAUCUUACCUCCCUUUACCACCUCUCUCCCUGUCUCCCCUGCUGUUUCAUGGUAUUCACACCACGUCCCUGUGCAUUAAUCUCAUUUGGCUUGCAUUCUCUGUAGCUGUAUGCAAACACUCAUUUUUUUCCCCCCCUUGCUUGUAUAAAUAGACCCAAACACUGUCUAGCAUUUACCCUCUUUGAUAUACUUUGAGUAGGGGUUUAUCGCUCUGAUGAGACUCAGAGGAACUGGGAAGCAAUUUAAAUUCAUUCUGACGGCUUUUUGACAUGUACAGCGACUUAGCAGCAUACAAAUAGCCAGAGGUAGUCGUAGCAGUCUACCUGUUGAGUGGAACAAAUCUAUUUCGGUCGAUUUUCUCUUAUUUGAGCAACACCUUAAUACCUGCAUGUGUCCAGGUUUUACUUGAAGGCAACAGAGAUUCUCUAUGAAUAUUCACAUUCUCAGAAUCUGUCCGUAUCUGCCUCUUCAGUUAUUGUGCCCAAGGCUGGUAUACUGGCAUAUAAACAGAAAAUAAACGACUUGAAUGACUGAAUGUAUUGGCCAUGUGUGAGGUUUUAUAUCGUCUUUCUAUACCUGCACGUCCUACAGGGAACAUGUAGCGUUGCUGUGGCCUAUAAAUAAUCCCGAUGAUUGACGGGGUAAUUGCCAGGUUCUAAUGGUUUCAAAAAUAAUAAUGAUAAUAAUAAUCACAGCGAUUAUGUCAGAAUUCAAAGGAAGGACUUCAGACAAUCUAUAGCAGCUAUGAGGCAGAAUAAUUAGCUGUGUGUUUCUGAGCUGUACAACUAACAGUAGUCCAUCCACUCUUUGCUGAGAUUUAAUUCAAAACCACAGAACUUUCUGGUGGCGCUAGAAGAAAAGUCAGAGAAUCACCAGACUCAUCAGGAUACGUCGUCUGGGCUCUGUGAACAUCAGUGAAUAUCAAACACUGAGUCCAUUCAUUGAGUAGAUUUUGGGAUAUUUCAGUAAAUAAGUGAGAACUUGGACCUGCUGGUGGUUUCAGGUCAAAAGUCAGAAAAUUACCAAAGUCAUUAAGAGACAUCAUCAGAGCACCAUGGAUGUCUGUGCCAAAUUCAAUAGCAAUCCAGCCAAGAGUUAGAUAUUCACAGAGCCCAAGAGAUGGACCUCAUGCUGCCACUAGUGGUAUAAUCAAAGGGUUUGAGUCAGUGAUUCAUGCAGUUCACGAAACCAUGAAUGUCUGUACCUAAUAUUGUGCCACUCGAGGGGAACUUGAGGGAAUCACCAACAUCAUUAGGAUACAUUAUGCUACUAUCCUAUUAUUACAAUGUCGACCAAACUCUGUGACCAUCCAUUUAAUAGUUGUUGACAUAUCUAACUAAAACAGGAAACAUCAGCAGAUCACCAGAGUCAGAAGGAUUCCUCCUAUGGCACCAUAAGACACAAACACCUUACUUACAGGUAAGUAAAGAUAAAGGUAAGUAAAGCUCUCUCAAAGCCAAAUUAACUACAUGGCAGUUGUUGUCAUUUCAGUCUCUGAGACUUGUCUCAUGAUUUAGUCUGAUUAAGCCAGAGCUGUGACUGUUUGAGAUUAAGAUUUUAAUCAGGUUUUUUAUGAGGAGCGCUUGAUGAGUUCGUGGCCUAAAGCAGAAGGAGAUGAGUUCGAUUAUACAGAAAGUUUGAAGUUAAUCAUAUUUGGUAUUGCUGUGGUACUUAUCUUUACCGCUGUAAAUGACUGCGGUCAUGUUUGUGAUCCUCCGUACAUGUUUUUCCUCCCUUAGCUUGAAAAUGCGAACGAUUUUAGGCAGGUAAGAAUGUGCGUCUGUAUGCAAAUAAGAAUUCUCCAGGACGAGAAGCUGAUUGGCUGCAGAGUUUUGAGGUUCAAGUCCGGCCGAGCCUUUUCUUUCUCAGACUCGCAACUUCUUGAGCUGCUUCAGCACGAUUUUAACCUGCAUCUCUUUCAUUCGCAAGCUGCUGAAUGUUAAUUACGAAUGCUUUGUCUAGUGUGUUAUGAUUGCGGUCAUAUUUGUGGUUGGGUGUACGUGUUUUUCUUCCCUUAGCUUGAAAGUUUGGACGACGCGCGACAGGUGACAUUAUACGUCUGUAUGCAAAUGAGGGUUCACCAGGACGAGGUGGUGAUUGGCUGCAGAGUUUUGAGGUUCAAGUCCGGCUGAGCCUUUUCUUUGUCAGACGCGUAACUUCUUGAGCUGCUUCAGCACUAUUUUAACCUGCAUAUCUUUCAUUCGCAAACUGCUAGAUUUUAAUUACGGAUGAUUUGUUUAGUGCGUUAUGACUGAAGUCAUAUUUGUAACUGUGUGUACGUGUUUUUCUUCCCUUAGCUUGAAAGUGUGAACACGCGACAGGUGAGACUGUCCGUCUGUAUGCAAAUGAAGGUGCACCGGGACGAGGAGGUGAUUGGCUGCAGAGUUUUGAGGUUCAAGUCCGGCCGAGCCUUUUCUUUCUCAGACGCGUAACUUCUUGAGCUGCUUCAGCACGAUUUUAACCUGCAUAUCUUUUAUUAGCAAGCUGCUCAGAGUUGAUUAAAGAUGCUUUGUCUAGUGUGUUAUGAUUGCGCUCAUAUUUGUGGUUGGGUGUACGUGUUUUUCUUCCCUUAGCUUGAAAGUUUGGACGACGCGCGACAGGUGAGAUUGUGCGUCUGUAUGCAAAUGAGGGUGCACCAGGACGAGGAGGUGAUUGGCUGCAGAGUUUUGAGGUUCAAGUCCGGCUGAGCCUUUUCUUUCUCAGACUCGUAACUUCUUGAGCUGUUUCAGCAGGAUUUCAAUCUGCAUCUCUUUCGUUAAAAAGCUACUGACAUUUAUUUACGAAUGUUUUGUCUAGCGUGUUAUGAUUGCGGUCAUAUUUGUGGUUGGGUGCAUGUGUUUUUCUUCCCUUAGGUUGAAAGUGUGAACACGCGACAGGUGAGAUUGUGCGUCUGUAUGCAAAUGAAGGUGCACCAGGACGAGAAGGUGAUUGGUGAAUUACAUCAGCUGUGUAGCACCUGAUUGGCUUCUGCCAGAUGAUACUUCAAAUAUAAAGAACCAAAAUGGCUCGGUUACUCAAAGGGGGAUAUGGUCAUUCUAUUAUUGUAACCACCGGUUAUGCAGUGUUUGGCCCAAUAAGCAUCAGUUAAACCAUGUGACCACUGAAAAAAAAAGCCACCGCCCUGUUUCUCGCUCUGCAGACUUCUUAAGUUUAAGUCCGGCCAAGCCACCAACUUGUUGAACUCUUAACUGACCAUAACCCGUUAGCUUUUCUUUCUCCGAUGCGUAAUUUCUUGAGCUGGUUCCUCCUUAAGUAGGAUUUUAAUCUGCAGAUCUUUCAUUAGUAAGGUACUGCGGAUGCUUUGUGUAGUGUGUUAUGACUGCGGUCAUAUUUGUGGUUGGGUGUACGUGUUUUUCUUCCCUUAGCUUGAAAGUGUGAACGAUGAGCGACAGGUGAGACUGUCCGUCUGUAUGCAAAUGAGGGUUUGCCAGGACGAGGAGGUGAUUGGCUGAAGAGUUUUGAGGUUCAAGUCCGGCCGAGCCUUUUCUUUCUCAGACUCAUAACUUCUUGAGCUGCUUCAGCACGAUUUUAAUCUGCAUAUCUUUCAUUAGCAAGCUGCUCAGUGUUGAUUAAAGAUGCUUUGUCUAGUGUGUUAUGAUUGCGCUCAUAUUUGUGGUUGGGUGUACGUGUUUUUCUUCCCUUAGCUUGAAAGUUUGGACGACGCGCGACAGGUGAGAUUGUGCGUCUGUAUGCAAAUGAAGGUGCACCAGGACGAGGAGGUGAUUGGCUGCAGAGUUUUGAGGUUCAAGUCCGGCCGAGCCUUUUCUUUGUCAGACGCGUAACUUCUUGAGCUGCUUCAGCACUAUUUUAACCUGCAUAUCUUUCAUUCGCAAACUGCUUAAUUUUAAUUACGGAUGAUUUGUUUAGUGCGUUAUGACUGAAGUCAUAUUUGUAAUUGCGUGUACGUGUUUUUCUUCCGUUAGCUUGAAAGUGUGAACACGCGACAGGAGACCUUAUACGUCUGUAUGCAAAUGAGGGUGCACCAGGACGAGGAGGUGAUUGGCUGCAGAGUUUUGAGGUUCAAGUCCGGCCGAGCCUUUUCUUUGUCAGACGCGUAACUUCUUGAGCUGCUUCAGCACUAUUUUAACCUGCAUAUCUUUCAUUCGCAAACUGCUAAAUUUUAAUUACGGAUGAUUUGUUUAGUGCGUUAUGACUGAAGUCAUAUUUGUUAUUGCGUGUACGUGUUUUUCUUCCGUUAGCUUGAAAGUGUGAACACGCGACAGGAGACCUUAUACGUCUGUAUGCAAAUGAGGGUGCACCAGGACGAGGAGGUGAUUGGCUGCAGAGUUUUAAGGUUCAAGUCCGGCCGAACCUUUUCUUUCUCAGACUCGUAACUUCUUGAGUUGUUUCAGCAGGAUUUCAAUCUGCAUCUCUUUCAUUAAAAAGCUACUGACAUUUAUUUACGAAUGUUUUGACUAGUGUGUUAUGAUUGCGGUCAUAUUUGUGGUUGGGUGCAUGUGUUUUUCUUCCCUUAGCUUGAAAGUGUGAAUGACGCACGACAGGUGAGAUUGUGCGCCUGUAUGUAAAUGAAGGUGCACCAGGACGAGGACGUGAUUGGUGAAUUACAUCAGAUGUGUAGCAUCUGAUUGGCUGCAGAGUUUUGAGGUUCAGUUCCGGCCGAGCCUUUUCUUUGUCAGACGCGUAACUUCUUGAGCUGCUUCAGCACGAAUUUAACCUGCAUAUCUUUAAUUAGCAAGCUGCUGAAUGUUAAUUAAAGAUGCUUUGUCUAGUGUGUUAUGAUUGCGGUCAUAUUUGUGGUUGGGUGUACGUGUUUUUCUUCUCUUAGCUUGAAAGUUUGGACGACGCGCGACAGGUGAGAUUGUGCGUCUGUAUGCAAAUGAGGGUUCGCCAGGACGAGGAGGUGAUUGGCUGAAGAGUUUUGAGGUUCAAGUCCGGCCGAGCCUUUUCUUUCUCAGACUCGUAACUUCUUGAGCUGCUUCAGCACGAUUUUAACCUGCAUAUCUUUCAUUAGCAAGCUGCCAAAUUUUAAUUACGGGUGCUUUGUCUAGUGUGUUAUGAUUGCGGUCAUAUUUGUAAUUGUGUGUACGUGUUUUUCUUCCCUUAGCUUGAAAGUUUGAACACGGGACAGGUGAAAUUAUACAUCUGUAUGCAAAUUACGGUGCACCAGGACGAGGAGGUGAUUGGCUGCAGAGUUUUGAGGUUCAAGUCCGGCCGAGCCUUUUCUUUUUCAGACGCGUAACUUCUUGAGCUAUUUCAGCACGAUUUCAACCUGCAUAUCUUUCAUUCGCAAGCUGCUCAGUGUAAAUUAAAGAUGCUUUGUCUAGUGUGUUAUGCUUGCGGUCAUAUUUGUGGUUGGGUGUACGUGUUUUUCUUCCCUUAGCUUGAAAGUGCGAACACGGGACAGGUGAGAUUGUGCGUCUGUAUGCAAAUGAGGGUGCACCAAGACGAGGAGGUGAUUGGUGAACUACAGCAGCUGAUUGGCUGAAGAGUUUUGAGGUUCAAGUCCGGCCGAGCCUUUUCUUUGUCAGACGCGUAACUUCUUGAGCUGCUUCAGCACUAUCUUAACCUGCAUAGCUUUCAUUAGCAAGCUGCUAAAUUUUAAUUACGAAUGAUUUGUUUAGUGCGUUAUGACUGAAGUCAUAUUUGUAAUUGUGUGUACGUGUUUUUCUUCCCUUAGCUUGAAAGUGUGAACACGCGACAGGUGACAUUAUACGUAUGUAUGCAAAUGAAGGUGCACCAGGACGAGGAGGUGAUUGGCUGCAGAGUUUUAAGGUUCAAGUCCGACCGAGCCUUUUCUUUCUCAGACACGUAACUUCUUGAGCUACUUCAGCACGAUUUCACCUGCAUAUCUUUCAUUCGCAAGCUGUUCAGUGUAAAUUAAAGAUGCUUUGUCUAGUGUGUUAUGCUUGCGGUCAUAUUUGUGGUUGGGUGUACGUGUUUUUCUUCCCUUAGCUUGAAAGUGCGAACACGCGACAUGUGAGAUUGUACGUCUGUAUGCAAAUGACGGUGCACCAGGACGAGAAGGUGAUUGGCUGCAGAGUUUUGAGGUUCAAGUCCGGCUGAGCCUUUUCUUUCUCAGACGCGUAACUUCUUGAGCUGCUUCAGCACGAUUCUAACCUGCCUAUCUUUCAUUCGCAAGCUGCUCAGUGUUAAUUAAAGAUGCUCUGUCUAGUGUGUUAUGAUUACGGUCAUAUUUGUGGUUGGGUGUACGUGUUUUUCUUCCCUUAGCUUGAAAGUUUGAACGACGCGCGACAGGUGAGAUUGUGCGUCUGUAUGCAAAUGAGGGUUCGCCAGGACGAGGAGGUGAUUGGUGAACUGCAGCAGCUGAUUGGCUGCAGAGUUUUGAGCUUCAAGUCCGACCGAGCCUUUUCUUUCUCAGACGCGUAACUUCUUGAGCUGCUUCAGCACGAAUUUAGCCUGCAUAUCUUUCAUUAGCAAGCUGCUGAAUGUGAAGGAGGAAAUACACAAGUGACCACCAAGACUGACUGAAGCAAUGAUCUGGCAAAGAGCGAGUGAAGAACCAGGGUAGAUGCUGGGCAGAUGAGUGGAUGGACUGCAGGUGUGCAGGCUGACCAGCAAUCAGGUAACUGGGAAAGACAAAGACAGGCAGGAGACUUAUUUCUGUUCCACAGUUUUGUUAGUCACAUUCAAAACUUCCAAACCUUUUCCCUUUUUUUUUCUUGUUGGUGAAACUCCUCCGUCACUGAUUGCUCAGAAUUAAUCUGGCCGGACACACUCGCCUAGAAAACGAGAUUUUGACUUUGUAAUAUCUUUUAAUCUUUUGAGAUCAAGCACACUUUGUCAAGGCGAAGGACAGAAUGUCCCUUAGCUUCCACAAAGACCAAAGCUGAGAGUUGGUGUGAGGAGCUCCAAGGCAGAGCCAACAACACGGCCUCUGUUUUUCUUUAACUGUGCCAUCAAGACACAAACAUCAGAAAUGAACUGGAAAGACACAGAAUCAGACAUCAGAAACAAUGUUCACCCUGAGGGUGGUGAAGUGAAACAGUGUAGUCAGGAGCCACUGGUGUGAAAAAAAAAAAACAGAGAAAAGGGGGAUUUGGCAGCUGCUGUUGGAAAAAAUGAAAAAAAAAGUGUUAAUCCUGAAUAAAGUGAGUGUGAGGAGGAUGUUUGAAGGUCUGCCUCCAGCUGGGUGAGACAUUAUAACUCCUCUGGUUUCUAAUGAAAUUUUCACAUCUUCCAACGACUUGUCUGUCCAGACUCUGGGCAGAUGUGGAGGGAAGCCACUGGAGAGGGAGACAGAUGUGGACAUCCAGGCCAG